Molecule: messenger RNA, 1266 nt
Organism: Lolium rigidum
Lineage: Eukaryota; Viridiplantae; Streptophyta; Magnoliopsida; Poales; Poaceae
Exons: 9
Coding region: 1-1050 (349 amino acids)
Molecular function (GO): nucleic acid binding; RNA-DNA hybrid ribonuclease activity
Source: RefSeq, a predicted model, not a curated record
AUGAGGAGCUGCUGUUCUCCUUCCUCUCUCCGUGGGAUUUCCAGAGCGGCGUGGAGGCAUGCGGUGGCCGGCAUUCCGACACUGAGCGGCGGAAGCCACCAGCAGCAGCAGGAAAACCUGCGCUGCCUCCCCUUCAGGCCUCCCGCGCCGCCCAAUGCCCAUGGCCUCGCCGAGCGCUUAUUCUCUUCCUCCUCCACCAAGCGCUCCACCAACAAAUCCGCCGCAAAGAAGGACACCCCGGUGGACUCUGCCAGCGGCGGCGACCCGUUCUAUGUCGUCCGCAAGGGCGACGUCAUCGGCAUCUACAAGAACCUCGCUGACUGCCAAGCCCAAGUCAGCAAUUCGGUCUGCAAUCCUUCUGUGAGCGUGUUCAAAGGCUAUUCUUUGCGUAAAGACACUGAGGAGUAUCUCGCUGCGCGUGGGUUAAAGAAUGCUCUGUAUUCCAUCAAUGCGGCAGAUGCAAGAGAUGAUUUGUUUGAUGAUCUGGCCCUCUGCCCUUUUCAGCACCCUGAUGGAAAUGCAACCUCUACUCUGGAAAGGCCACAGGAGAUGGAAACCAAACCAUCGAAGAAGCAUCCUAAAGUUGCUGAACAGAAACCAUUACCUGACAGCCAUCUGUCCUGUAUUCUUGAAUUUGAUGGUGCUUGUAAAGGAAAUCCCGGGAAAUCAGGUGCUGGUGUAAUUGUAAGGCGGCCGGAUGGAUCUUUGAUUGCUCAACUACGUGAGGGUUUGGGUAUUGCAACAUGUAACGCUGCUGAAUACCAUGCAUUGCUCCUGGGCCUGAGAUAUGCUGCUAAGGAGGGAUUCAAGUAUAUUCGUGUUCAAGGCGAUUCUAGUCUUGUAUGUAACCAGGCCCAAGGUCUCUGGCGUCCUAAGAGCGAUAAUAUGGCGGACUUGUGCAAGAAAGUUAAGCAACUGAAGCGAAAGUUUGUUCAGAUUCAAAUCAACCAUGUUUUGAGGGAAUUCAACUCCGAUGCCGAUGCCCAAGCUAACCUUGCCGUGGAACUUCCUGUUGGUGCGAUUCAGGAGCAGUCUAACAUCGCAUGCUAGCGUUUCAGAGUAGUUUGGAUAACAAGUCCUCAGCUGAGGAGAUUGUGUCCAGAUUUUUUUGGAUGGUGCAGAGCUUAGCUUGAGUAACUUAGCACUAGUGUUUACCACCUUACUGAUAUUAUGUGACUGGACUAUAUGCAAUAGCAGGUAGACACUAUUUAGUAGCAGUGUCAAUUGGUGCUGCACCGAACAAGGGAAAUAUGCCGGUUGCUGCGA